AUGCCAAAAACAAAAAUAUAACACAACAUAACAAAGUUGCUGUUAGAAGUAUUUUGUAGGUUACGAAAGAGAAUAGCGCUAUAAUAUAUAGAAUAUAUUUGAAAUUUAAUUAAAAAACAUGCUUGCAAUUAUUCGUGAAAUGAAAAAUGCCUUUAGCUAUGCUCCGUUAAAUCCGACUUUCAGAAAAAUUCAUUUGUCUGUAACCACAGAAGCAGCACGAAAAGGGACCCGAGAAAAAGCUCGCAAAAAAAAAGUUAAAGUAGAAGUUCAAAAGGUUGGUUUCAUUCCGCAUAACCAAAGGAAUAAAGAGAAACUAAAUUUAUAUCGACAAAAUAAACACGUUGAUGAUUCCUGGAAAGCUAAUCCAACUGAUGAUUGUUAUGUUGGGAAAUAUUAUAAGUGGAAAAUUUACAGUGUAUCCGACGCUAUACAAUGUCAUCGCGAAACCCAUCAUCCAUCAAUGUAUAAUGUUCCAAAUGCACCUUUGAAUGUACACAUUGAGUUGAAUAUGAAAGCAGAAAAAGCAAAUAGGUUUAUUGAUAAUUUUCAAAAAGUGGCAAUGAUUCCUUAUAAAUUUGAUCACGGAGAAGAAAGAAGAAUUCUCGUUUUUACAAAGACAAUGGAAUCGUUAUUGGAGGCGAGGGAAGCGGGUGCUACAUUAGUGGGAGGAAUAGAAUUAAUCAAAGACAUCCAAAAUGGUGAACUCUUAAUAUCAGACUUUCAAUACGUUAUUGCUCAUCCGAACAUACUCCCCGAGUUGGUUUCCUUGAGAGGACUAAUGAAAAGAAAGUUCCCAAAUCCAAAAAAUGGUACCCUAGGACCUGAUUUGAAAGAUAUAAUCACCAAAUUUUCAAAUGGAAUUGAAUAUAAGGCGGAAAAAGAUGAAAAUCAGCCAGAUUUUGCUUCAAUUACAACAUGUAUUGGGACUUUAAAUAUGAAAAGUGAAGAAUUAGAAGGCAACUUAGUUUCUCUUUUAAAAGAUGUAAAUUCAAAUCGUCCGAAGCGGGAAGGAAAAUUCAUAACUAAAGUAAUUUUUAAGAGUCCUCCAAGUAGUGAACAAUUGAGAAUAAAUCCCUUCGUUUAUAUAGAAGAAGAGUACAUAAAACCAAAAUCUAUUUAUAAAACAAGUUAUAAAGACGUAGACGAGAAUUCCGAAGAAAUGGAAAUCAAAAUCUAAAAUUUAAAAAUAUUUAUAGUCUUAUGUUUCGAUAUGAAAUUGUAGUAGAUAUCGUCUAAAUACUGAAAUUGUUAUGGAAUAAAAAUUUUUUUAACCAA
This is a messenger RNA of Condylostylus longicornis, 1275 nucleotides long. It is a transcript of the gene mRpL1, whose product is annotated as 39S ribosomal protein L1, mitochondrial. Gene Ontology annotation, molecular function: RNA binding; structural constituent of ribosome. NCBI's taxonomy places the organism in Eukaryota, Metazoa, Arthropoda, Insecta, Diptera, Dolichopodidae. The record is from RefSeq and is a predicted model, not a curated record. The transcript has 4 exons. Bases 119 to 1177 code for a protein of 352 amino acids. Gene Ontology annotation, cellular component: mitochondrion; large ribosomal subunit. Gene Ontology annotation, biological process: translation.